AUGGUGCUCAUACAAUGUCAUUUUGCCCCUCCCGAUUUCUGCUUUGCCAGGUCUCCUGCCUACAGCCUUGUCCUGCUGCCCUUGAGCCAAGCCAUCAUGCCUAGGGGCCACAAAAGUAAGGGCCGGUCUCGUACCAAACGUCAAAAUGUACAGAAGAGUCAAAGUCUGCAUGACGCUCUGCCCACUGAAAAGGAGGAAGCAACAUCUGUUGGUCAAGGCGAUCCCCCCAGCUCCCCUGGUACCGACACUCCCCAGAAUACUCAGGCAGUUGUAGCCUCUGUUUCUGAUGAUUCAAGUGUGUUCUCAGGUGCUGUAGGUGGUGAAGCUUCUGUUUUUGUUACUGAGAGACGUUUACGUGUCUCUCUGUUUGCCUCUUCCAUGUUUUCUGAGCGCAAAGAUCCUCUCAAUCGGAAGGCAGGUGUAUUGCUGGAGUUCAUGCUGGAGAAGUUUAAAGCAAAAGAGCCCUUUACAGAGGAAGCUAUGUUGAGAGUGAUUAACAAGAAGUACAAGGUGCACUUCACUGAGAUCAUUAGAAGAAUCUCUGUGCGCCUGGAGCUUGUCUUUGGCCUCGAGUUAAAGAAAGUUGAUCCCCGUUCUCAGUCUUAUAUGCUCAUGGGCAAGCUGGGUCUCUCUACUGAGGGACAUCUGAGUGGUGGUGGUGGGUUGCCCAAGACAGGGCUCCUGAUGACCCUCUUGGCUGUGAUCUUCAUGAAUGGAAACAUUUCCAGUGAGGAGGAUAUCUGGGAUUUCCUGAGCAUGGUAGGGAUAUAUCCUGGAAGGAAUCAUCCAAUCUUUGGGGAACCUAAGAAGUUCAUCACAGAAGAUCUGGUGGCAGAAAAUUACCUGCAAUACCACCCAGUGUAUGGCACUGAUCCCCAAAAAUAUGUGUUCAUGUGGGGUUACAGAGCCCAUACUGAAACCACCAAGAUGAAAGUCCUGGAAGUUUUAGCUAAAAUCAAUGAUGAUGUUCCUAGUUCUUUCCCUGCUCUGUAUGAGGAGGCUCUGCUUGAUGAGGCUAAUAGAGCAGCAAGGAGAGUUACAGCUGUGCCUGGCAAUGUCAAUCCCAGGCCUCAUUUCCGGUUCAUAGCCUACAGUUCCUCCCACAAGUAG
Molecule: messenger RNA, 1110 nt
Organism: Acomys russatus (golden spiny mouse)
Lineage: Eukaryota; Metazoa; Chordata; Mammalia; Rodentia; Muridae
Product: melanoma-associated antigen B4-like
Exons: 1
Coding region: 1-1110 (369 amino acids)
Biological process (GO): negative regulation of transcription by RNA polymerase II
Cellular component (GO): nucleus
Source: RefSeq, a predicted model, not a curated record